This is a messenger RNA of Magnolia sinica, 667 nucleotides long. RefSeq lists its product as uncharacterized. The transcript has 2 exons. NCBI's taxonomy places the organism in Eukaryota, Viridiplantae, Streptophyta, Magnoliopsida, Magnoliales, Magnoliaceae. The record is from RefSeq and is a predicted model, not a curated record. The coding region runs from base 150 to 533 and encodes 127 amino acids.
CCCCCGCACGACUCCAACUUCUUCUUCUUGACAGCGCAAGAGCUCGAAGAGAUCGAUCAACUUCUAUCGAUAUCGAGAGACAGAGUCAUUGGGCAUUUGGAAGGAAAGCGCUCUUGUGCCCAUCUCUCUCUCUCUCUGAUGGGGAUACCAUGGUCGCUGACCUUCUUCAGCUCCACUCGCCCCCACCAUCCGUACGAUCGCAUUUCCUUACCCACCAUCACCUUCCAACCAUCUCAGCAACCUCCCUUUCCACUUUCCAACCUUCACUCCCCAACAAAUCCCAUCCCUUCAUCACUACUCCCACAAAACCCCACAACCGACGGCUGAAAAUCACAGCCGCCCACUUCAACUUCUCAUUCCCACCGCUCAUCUCUUCUCACGAAUCACGAUCAUUGGGGAAUAUGGACCUCGCUCUUCACAGCUGGUGCAUUCGGCCUCUGGUCGGAGAAGGCGAAAGUGCAGAGCGUGCUGAGCGGUGCCCUGGUCAGCACUCUGAUGGCGCUCGCCACAACCAACCUCAACAUCAUUGCUAGUGAGGUCCCGGUGUAUUCUAUUGUCUUGGAGUAUCUGCUGCCCAUCGCCAUUCAUUUGCUGCUCUUCAGAGCAGAUCUGCAUCGCAUCCUGCAGACCAUCGGGGCACUGCUUUUGGUCUUCUUGCUUGGAUCAG